AUGCUGUCCACACAAACCGUAGGCGGCGUAUCCUCGAGCGAUGACAUCGGCAUCGUCAGCAUUCUCAUGUUCUGGGGCAUGCUUGAAACCGGGGUCGCGAUCGUGGCGAUCUGCCUCCCCAGCCUCUACCGGCUGGUGCGCGACGUCUCGCCCCGUGCGCGCCUACAAAGCCUGCUCGUGUUCCGACGGCUGCAAGAGUCGAAGGACGACGAUAGCUCGUUUCUAGAUGGUGCCGAAUUCCAGCCAGGGCAAAGUUCUCUGCCUCGCAGAUUCCACGGACUUGGUUCUAUCCUGAAAUCCGGUAUGUGGCGGAGUGAAACGUCGCAUGGAGAAGACAGUGGACCUGAAAAUGAUCCUAAGACGAUGACAGUUGAUGGCAAUGCAGCGAUGAAAUUGUCUUUGGGCUUUACGGGAGAGCGAGGGGCUGAGUGGCCGCAGAUGAGAAACCAGUCCACCAUCGCUCUCUCAAAGCGGAUGCAUGCUGUCACGACUGAUGCGGUGCUCAAUGCGCAGCAGCACCCACCGAGGAGCCAGAUCUGGGAGAUGAAGGAGAUUCAACGUACAGUCGAGGUGGUUUAA
Aspergillus japonicus CBS 114.51 is the source of this 579-nucleotide messenger RNA. RefSeq lists its product as uncharacterized. The transcript is spliced from 2 exons. NCBI's taxonomy places the organism in Eukaryota, Fungi, Ascomycota, Eurotiomycetes, Eurotiales, Aspergillaceae. Bases 1 to 579 code for a protein of 192 amino acids. The record is from RefSeq and is a predicted model, not a curated record.